Drosophila serrata is the source of this 1020-nucleotide messenger RNA. It is a transcript of the gene RpS19b, whose product is annotated as Ribosomal protein S19b. Lineage: Eukaryota; Metazoa; Arthropoda; Insecta; Diptera; Drosophilidae. Gene Ontology annotation, molecular function: RNA binding; structural constituent of ribosome. Gene Ontology annotation, cellular component: cytosolic small ribosomal subunit; ribosome. Gene Ontology annotation, biological process: translation; ribosomal small subunit assembly. The record is from RefSeq and is a predicted model, not a curated record.
ACACUUACUAACUGUCCAUUUUGAUCAGACCCGCCAUUUUGAUUGGAAGCUUUCUUUGCUCCGAAAAGCAAAAUGCCGGGCGUUACCGUUAAAGAUUUAGACCAGCACGUUGUGACCAAAGUUUUGGCGUCUUUCCUGAAAAAGUCCGGAAAACUUGUGGUGCCCGUGCAGGCCGAAUUCAUCAAGACGGGAAAGUUCAAGGAGACCGCUCCCACAGAGGAUGAUUGGUUCUAUACGCGCUGCGCCUCCAUCAUGCGCCAUCUGUACAUACGCAGUCCGUCCGGAGUAGCUGCGUUUACCAAGGUGUACGGCGGGCGCAAGCGCAACGGAACUCAUCCGUCUCGCUACUGUCGCUCCGCGGAUGGGUGCAUCCGCAAGGCUCUCCAAGCUCUGGAGGCAGCUCGUAUGGUGGAAAAGCAUCCGGAGGGGGGCCGCAAACUUACCUCAAAGGGCCAACGCGAUAUGGACCGCAUAGCUAACCAGAUUGUGGUCAAGCAGCGUAGCGCCAACAAGGAGCCCUGCGUUAUAACCACUUCAACGGCUUGGGACUGACAGGAUGAAAAAGUUUUGCACCUUUCCAAAUGCUUAACAAACGAUGAGUACGAAUGCUACACAGUUUUCAAACUAACAUAAAACGAAGCGAAUACUUUCUAUGUAUUCAUUGAAUACACCUACAAAGCUCGAAAAACGACGAGCUUAUAAAAUAUACACUUAAUACGAUGGGAAGAAAAAGAAAAAACUAAUAUCAAUAGUUUUAAGCCACUCAAAUACGAUACGAUACGAUACAAAUCCAUAUUUACUAAAACAUGCACCUAAUACGAUAUGAAAUAUGUUCACUGAAACAUACGAUAUUAACGAUACGAUACGAUAUAAUUCAAUGAAAGACAAACCCACACUUAAAUUACAAUGAACACUUUGAAUAUAAUAUGAAAUACACAAACGCCCUGUGAGAGAAUACGUUAUACAUCCUUAUAUAAUAUAAAUAAAAUAAAACACUGAAAUACGCAGCAUAGAAACUAA